AUGGUUCUAGCUAAAAUGACACAAAAUAUCACAAUCUUGAUUCGACUUUUAAUGUCCGUUGCGGAGGCGCCGCAGGUAGCUAUCACUAUAGAAGUACCGACAACUCCAUCAAUGAAUUCGACAAAACAGGUUUUUGAUAAGACUUUUAGAAUAUCAGAAAAGAAUAAAGAAUUCUAUGAAUACCCAACGAAUGUGUUCAUUAUUCUCAACCAGGAAAAAUGUUACUUGCAUGAGGAAAAGAGGAACGAAUGGAACGACAUUGGAUGCAACUUCCUGGUGGGGGGCGACGGCAACGUCUACGUGGGCCGUGGGUAGAACAGCAUCGGAGUUGGUUUCAUUGGGGAUUUCGAUAAGGUUUCGCCGAAUGAGAGACAACUCAGGGCUGCGGAACACCCGAGUCGAGGAUUUGGUUCGGAUUGGACGUACACAGGUCUUUCAAGAUCUCUCCAGACCUGUUGUCCAAUUAUUCGACUCGGGCAGCUGCUUGAGCUCGGAGUCAAGUUCAGGGAAUUGACGGAAGAUUAUAAGCUACUCGGACAGAAGCAAUUGAUCAGGGCGAUCAGUCCUGGGGAACAACUAUACACAAUCAUUCAGACGUGGCCGCAUUGGAGUGCGAGGCCUUGAGUUGUUUUUAGGGGAAUUGAUCGAAGUG
Messenger RNA from Diachasma alloeum, 652 nucleotides. Its product is annotated as peptidoglycan-recognition protein LE-like. The record is from RefSeq and is a predicted model, not a curated record. The transcript is spliced from 4 exons. NCBI's taxonomy places the organism in Eukaryota, Metazoa, Arthropoda, Insecta, Hymenoptera, Braconidae. Gene Ontology annotation, molecular function: zinc ion binding; N-acetylmuramoyl-L-alanine amidase activity. Gene Ontology annotation, biological process: peptidoglycan catabolic process.